Molecule: messenger RNA, 1263 nt
Organism: Adineta steineri
Lineage: Eukaryota; Metazoa; Rotifera; Eurotatoria; Adinetida; Adinetidae
Source: the annotation of a GenBank genome assembly
AUGGAGCAUGAUCAAGAACAAGCCAUCAAGAACUUAGUUGUGUAUUGCUACAAAUUCUAUUCUGACAAUAAGGCAGAAUUAAAUAUUAUUAGUGAAUUUCAAGAUGAUUAUCGUCAAGAACAAGCAAUUUGGUGGUAUACACAAGAGUCUUUUGUGUACCAUAUGCUCAAUCGAGCACUUCGAACAUUGGAUGUCGAUACAAUCAUUAAUAUGGGAUUUUUUAUUCGUGAUCUUCACCAACAACUUCAUCAACUACAUGAACAACAAUUCCCAAAUUAUCAUGGUAGGCCUUUUAUAGUUUAUCGAGGACAGGCUUUGUUGAAAACUGAUUUCGACAAACUCAGAAAAACAAAAGAUGGUCUCCUGUCUUUUAAUAGCUUUUUAUCAACCAGUGCACAACCAGAUCUCCCUCUUGUUUAUGCCGAGAGUUCUUCAGGAAAUGUCGAUAAAGUGGGAAUAUUUUUUAUAAUGACUAUUGAUCCUCGUGUCUCAUCAACACCAUUCGCCUCUAUUAAGGAGGCUAGUUAUUACAGUGACGAAGACGAAAUACUCUUCUCCAUGCACACCGUAUUUCGAAUAGGUACAAUUAAACAAAUGGACAAUAACGAUCAACUUUAUCAAGUAGAACUUCAGCUAACUGCUGAUAAUGAUGAACAACUUCAACGAUUGACUAAAUAUAUAAGCAAAGAGGUUGGAGGCGACACAGGAUGGGAACGAUUGGGUAGCUUAUCACUCAAAAUAGGUCAUUUCGAUAAGGCUGAAGAACUAUAUAAAGUACUACUCGUGCAAACAUUGAAUGAAGAUGACAGAGCACUUUAUUAUAAUCAGCUUGGAUCUGUCAAACACGGACAAGGCGAUUAUGAACAAGCUAUUAAAUAUUUCAAACAAGGACUUGAGAUCGCCGAAGAAACUCUUUCUGCAAAUCGUCCUUCAUUGGCUGUUUCCUACAAUAACAUUGGUGAGAUGUAUAGAGAAAUGGGAGAGUACUCGAAAGCACUUUCAUUUCACGAAAAAGUACUUGGAAUCGAAGAAAAAACUCUUUCUGCUAAUCAUCCCUCAUUAGCUACUUCCUACAAUAACAUUGCUAGUGUCUAUAAUAACAUGGGAGAGUACUCGAAAGCCCUUUCAUGUUAUGAAAAAGCACUUGGAAUUCUAAAACUAACUCUUCCUGCAAACCAUCGUUCGUUAGCUACUUCCUACAGUAACAUUGGUAGUGUGUAUAAUAACAUGGGAGGGUACUCGAAAGCGCUUUCAUUUCACUAG